Messenger RNA from Colletotrichum orchidophilum, 1599 nucleotides. RefSeq names its product SH3 domain-containing protein. Gene Ontology annotation, molecular function: protein binding. The transcript has 4 exons. The record is from RefSeq and is a predicted model, not a curated record. Lineage: Eukaryota; Fungi; Ascomycota; Sordariomycetes; Glomerellales; Glomerellaceae. Bases 1 to 1599 code for a protein of 532 amino acids.
AUGGGUCAAACAGUGAGAGCAGCACUCUUCCCCUUCCUUCAGUAUGUGUCCAACAGGGAAACAUUUGAUCAGCAGAUGGCAUCUUAUCUUCAGACAACCUACGUGCGGGAGAAAUACCAAACAUUACUUGGCUGUAGCAAUGUCAAUCUCACCAACCCGGACGAGCUAUAUGCACGUUUCACAGCCACAGUUGUCUGCAACUCAAUUGUCCAAAACUCGGUAGACGCAUGCAACCUGACAGCAUCCAACUCACGACCAGUGUGCGCCGACACUUGUGCCGAAUUCGCACAGAGCGAGGCGCUGCUCACCUCAGACAGCAGUCUCUGUGGUAACCCUGGCAGUAAUCUCAUGAAUCAAAUCCGAGCAGACUUCACCAACUGCGCUCUGCCUGCCGGCUCUCUAUCAUCAUCCAAUUGCAUCCAAGGCAUCGCGAACGAAAAGGAGAACUGCGGAUACGGCAACAGCACCGUGGGAUUGUGCUCCUAUUGCGCAUCUGGUGGUAUUAACUCUACUGACACGUGCUGCUACAACUCGAACAUCGACCAGCGAUGCGCCGGAGUCACUCUACCCUCCAUUUUUCCUACUAUGACCUUCGCACCCCCAACGGCGACGGCGACCCCGACACCCUCGAGCACGGCAGCCGCAGCCAAAGGGUUAUCUGGCGGUGCCAUCGCCGGUAUUGUAAUCGGCAGCGUGAUCGGUGCCCUGUUGCUUGCCGGGCUCAUAUUCGCAUGUAUCUUGCUCGCAAAGAGAAGAAGACGUGGAAGCCAAAAGGGCAGUGUAUUCAACCAACCGUCACCCUCUAGGCAAGGACCGUCUACGGUUAAGAUAGCACCGGCCCAGACCACGAGUGGAUACGAAGUCUUGCCCGGUGGCCGAAUCGCCCGGAUGUCAGCUUUGGAGAGCGCAUCAGACCCGGCUCCUGUUCCGCCGAGUCGCAACAGCGGGCCCCUCAUGGCCGCCGCCGCUGGAGGAGCAGCAGGAUACAUGACGGGCAGGAGGCCCAGAGGUGAUGACCCGUCCUCAUCCGAAUUUGGAGACAGUCCCGAGUCCGAAUCCAGGGCCGGCGUGCUGCGACCCCCUCCCACUAACAUCAGGAGGACUGGUUCUCUGUCCAGUAGCUCAGUUCUUGCGGAUCCUCAAUCGCCAACGAGUGCCGGAAUGUCGUCUCCACAAGGUAUGGCCAGCCAACAGUCGGAGCAGCUGCCUUUUUUCAAGGAUUACUACUCUCAAGACGACAUCCACCCUGGUGAUAGAGUCGCUACCCUCUGGGCCUACCAACCCCGCGCACCCGAUGAGUUUACGCUCGAGCGAGGUGACAUGCUCAAGAUUGUGGGAAUAUGGGAUGACGGCUGGGCGACGGGCAUUCUGAUGGAUGAACGUGCCGAUGAAUGGGAAGCUCGACGACAAGCUCAACGGGACAGCGGUGUUUCUAACACCUCCGGCCGCCACCAAGACAACUCGCCGCCUGUCAGCGGCGAGAUCAAAGCAUUCCCCCUCGUUUGCGUCUGCUUGCCAGAACACUGGAGGAAAACCAUCGAGGGAGAUGUCUCGACCGAAGGGUCCAGCGCUCACCAAGGACACUCAUCCUUUUCAUGA